Messenger RNA from Trichoderma asperellum CBS 433.97, 1796 nucleotides. RefSeq lists its product as uncharacterized. NCBI's taxonomy places the organism in Eukaryota, Fungi, Ascomycota, Sordariomycetes, Hypocreales, Hypocreaceae. The record is from RefSeq and is a predicted model, not a curated record. Gene Ontology annotation, molecular function: protein binding.
UUGCUUGCAUUUUCUUCCUUUCACUGUCUUCGCACUUCUUCAGCCCAUCUUUAUUCACGCGCCUGUCGCAACAAUGCUCGGCGACGCCAACCCGCCGGACGCUCUGCCCCUGCUGCGGGUGCCGCCAGAGAUCCUCGACAGGAUCACCUGGCAUCUCGCAACCACAGAGCUCUGCAACUUUCGCCUGACGUGCAAAUCCGCCGAGCGGGCUGUUGAUUUCAGAUUCACUGCCGAGUUCUUCACGCGCAAGCAGUUCAUGGUUUCCGAGUUCAGCCUCAAGGCCCUCAGGGACAUCUCCAAGAGCCGCCUCGCCGGCUAUCUGCGCCAUGUGCACAUCAGUCUUGACCAAGUCGAUGAGAUGGCCGGCUCUCGCAUCAACAUGACAGCAGAGGAGCGUAGCUUGUAUCAGCAACGCUUGACUGAGCAGAGCACUCUGUGGACGCUGGGACUGGUUCCCAAAUAUCUGGCCGAGGCCUUCUCUCGCUUGCCGAAUCUGGAGACGGUUGCGCUCCGCGAUUUCAAUUCAACUAGGAGAUCUCGAGAUGGGCCUCACGCACAGUGGCGCAGCUAUGGUGCCCAAACACUUCUUAAGGAGACGGGUGCUCUUCCCAUAACCAAUGAGGUUUUCAGCUGGGGAAAUCCGGCCCUUCUUCACAGAGCCAGCACCCUCUUCAAGGCCGUCAUCCACAGUCUUGGCCUGGCCAACGCGAGGCCGAAAAACAUUGAGGUGAUGGAGAGGAACGGCAACCUGCUUUAUGACUCUGCUUUCCACUUGCACCCAGAUUUGGAAGCCACCGACGCUCCUGUUCUUCAAAGCCUUCAAAAACUGCAUCUUUGCGUUGACGUCUACUGGGCUACUUCGCCUCAUGUUGCACAGCCAUAUUACCAGCGGAAUCUCGCUGGAUUUCUCAAGCAUUGCAACGGCCUGGAAGAACUCCGCAUCAACGGGAAACGCAGCAGCUAUAGCCAAGGCAGUCGUCAGAAUCUCCAUCUGUUGAUGAGCUGGCUUGCAUCAUCAGAGGCGAAGCCCUUAUCAGAGCUCCAAUCGGCGGAUGUAUCGGUUGACAGCCAAUUUGCCCCUCCUCCAGUCGAGUUUCCGCAGUUGUCCAAUCUCAGCUUGGGAAUGAUGGCUAUUACCCUCGACGAAGUUGUUCACCUUAUUACAAAGUUUGCUGGCUCACUUCAGUAUCUCGAAUUAUGGAGGUUCCAAUUAAUGGCUAACCCGGGCACUGAUGCCGACAUCGCGGAGAGGAAUCAGAAUUUAUUUAUUCACCUGUUGAAGAAGCUGUUGGCUAUACCGAAUCUCAACCUACGCCAUAUCAAACUGGGCAUUCUCCAACAGAUGCUGGAUGUCAGCGACACGAAUAAGAAGAUGCAGGCCGUAGAGUUCACUAAAGAUGAACCAGCCAGCACGAAUGACGAGAAAGACGCAACCGCCCCGGUUGACACUAGACCUAGACGAAAGCCAACCAACAACUCGAUGGAAUAUACGGGUUCAGACUGGAGACAUUUUGUGCGCCACGAAAUGAUACCUCGGCUGUACAUCAUUAACCGUGAUUUGAACUUAGCGGGGCUGAAUCAAAGCAGUCAUGAAGAAGACAGCGACGAUGUUGAUGACGAGGACGGGGACGAAGAUGAAGAAAUGGACGAGUAAUUAGGCCGAGUUUUGUUGGGUAAGUUAGCGAAUGGCAAGGUGGCAUUGUAAGUUUUGGGGCUUUACGACUUAUGAAAAUACUGCAUGUAAAUUAGUUUUACCAUCAACAUUAACCCUAAUAUUGGGCGUUCGAGAAUACUCG